CAUGAUCUUCUUAACGUUAAGCACCCGAGGUGGUCGCACUUUUACGCACAUGUAAAUUAUUGAAAGAACUCAUGUAUAAGCUAUGUACUUAUGUGUAUAUUUAAUCGUAUUUCUCUACAUACAGUAGUACUACAUAGUACUUAAUGCAUAGUACUGCACACACAGUUUAAAAUUCACUCUGUGCAAUGCUGAUUCAUCUUUUUUGCUAUAACAAACACUUGGCUUAAUUUCGAAUGCCAUAUUCUCCUAAACAGUAUUGCUAAGUAAUCCCUUUUAUCUCCAUUUAAUUAGCGUCUUUUUUUUAUCUGGAGUCGAUUAUUUAUCAAGGUAAGGUUUGGUCGUUUUUUAUCAGGACGCACCUUUGCUUUGUUCAGACAAAUGGACCGGAAGUGAGUCGAAGCACGGAUCUGGAUUUCGUAAGAACUUCUGGCUUUAAUUUUGCGCGGCAGCUCCUGUACGUGAUAUCAGAAUGGUGGAUAGAUUUGGAAGGGUACACCAGAUCGUGGACUUCCUGUAUUUGUCGGGCGCCAACGGAGCUCGCCGGGAUCAUAUUCGCGAGCGAGGAAUUACAUGCGUCAUCAACUGCACUAUCGAAUUAUCCAAUCUUCCGCUCACCAAUGUGGAGUUUAUUAAUGUUAAAGUGGAUGAUUCUCCGUAUGCUUCCAUAAUUCGGUAUUUUGACAGCUGCGCCGAUAAAAUCGAAGAACACCGAUUAGCAGGUGGUAAAGUGUUGGUCCACUGUAUGGCUGGCGUAUCUCGUUCGGCGUCCAUCGUAAUUGCCUACUUAGUCAAGUAUCAGAACUUAUCCCUAAAGGAAGCGUAUGCUGCUGUGCGUGCUGCUCGCUCCAUUAUUCGGCCCAAUCCGGGCUUUUGGAAGCAGCUGAUUGAAUACGAAUACCGCAUUCGCAAGGAGGAAUCAGUACGGAUGGUUCCGUCGGCGUUCGGCAUGAUUCCCGACGUGUACGAAAGUGAAAUGAAGCCUAUGGGCUGGCUAAAGGUCAAAACUACGUUCAGGUUGUGAUGGCUGAUGUCUCCGGAUCGGACGAUAUGGGUCAUCUAAACUUUUGACCGUACUUCUGAUCAGAUUACAUUUUUUUAAAAAUUUUAGGAUUUCGGACACAUACAUCUGAUUUUGUUUUUGAAAUAAUGACACAUUGCACACCUCAUGGCGUAUGUGCAGUGCUACAGAUAUAUGUAUCAAACACGGAUGCAAUUGCGGCCUGAAGUCUCAGUCGUUGUCAGUUUGUGACUGUUUGUUAUUUUAUUCUGUUAUGUGACAAUAGUUUUAAAAUAAUGUGAUCUUGCGGUA
This is a messenger RNA of Paramacrobiotus metropolitanus, 1309 nucleotides long. Its product is annotated as dual specificity protein phosphatase 14-like. The record is from RefSeq and is a predicted model, not a curated record. The transcript has 2 exons. Gene Ontology annotation, biological process: protein dephosphorylation. Gene Ontology annotation, cellular component: cytoplasm. The coding region runs from base 470 to 1021 and encodes 183 amino acids. Gene Ontology annotation, molecular function: protein tyrosine/serine/threonine phosphatase activity. Lineage: Eukaryota; Metazoa; Tardigrada; Eutardigrada; Parachela; Macrobiotidae.